GUCUCCAUAUCGGUACGUACAAUGCAGAAUUAACGGAGACUUACGAGCAACUAUGAAAAGACAAUAUAUAAACUGCUAUAGACGCAUCUGAUGUUGAUUGAGAAAUCUCGUCUCCAGCCUCUAAAUUCGCGCAAGAUUCCUUCAACAUGACUGUCCCUUCAAUGACACUUUUUACUUGGCCGGAAGGUCUAUUCCCUAGACGUGUGACCCUGUAUCUCAAAGCGAAAAACAUCCCGCCACAUAUUCUCGAUGCACAUCUCAAAAUCGUCGACUACAAGCUCGACCUGUCAACUGGAGGCAUCGUAAGCGUCCACGAACCUGUGCCCGAGAAACCAGCCGGAUCAUGGCCCUGCAUGGUAGUCCACGCCGCCGAGCCAGGAGAACAGGACGUGGUGAUUCAUGAAUCGAUGUCGAUCCUUGAGUAUCUUGAGGACGUGUUCCAUGAUCAUGGUCGAGCGCUAUCAGGAUCUGAUGCACGAGCGCGAGCUCAUGACAGUUAUUACAAGUAGAAAGUAGACGUAAUUGAGGUCAUUGAAUGUAUUCUGUAAU
Molecule: messenger RNA, 549 nt
Organism: Pseudovirgaria hyperparasitica
Lineage: Eukaryota; Fungi; Ascomycota; Dothideomycetes; Acrospermales; Acrospermaceae
Exons: 1
Coding region: 147-509 (120 amino acids)
Source: RefSeq, a predicted model, not a curated record